AUGGCACUGACCCCUGAGACCUCAGACUCGUCGACAAGUCUGCUUUCGAGAUGCUACACUCAAGAGCCCAUUGCCAUUGUGGGCAUGGCCUGUCGACUUCCUGGCCAAAAUGACUCGCCCCAUCGCUUAUGGGAGUUCCUUAUGAAGGGUGGUGUGGCAGGUACAGAAGCUCCCGAAACGCGGUUCAACCGAAAAGGCCAUUACGAUGGCUCAGACAGGCCACGCACUUCACGAUCCUCUGGCGCCAUGUUCAUGGAAACCGUGGAUCCUGCCGCUUUUGACGCCAAAUUUUUCAACAUAACUCCCCAAGAUGCGAUAUCAAUGGAUCCUCAACAACGGAUACUGUUAGAGGUCGUCUAUGAAGCGCUCGAAAACGCUGGCAUUUCUCUCGAGUCAAUCUCGGGCGAGAAGUAUGGCUGCUAUGUGGGUGCUCACCCCGGAGAUUACUGGGAUAUCUUCGCACGCGACCCUGAUGCGCGACCGCCCAACGUAGGUAUUGGGUGCUCUGGAACGAUGUUGAGUUGCAGAGUGAGCCAUUUCUUGAACAUCAAGGGUCCCAGCAUGCCCAUUGAUACGGCUUGCUCCAGCUCGUUAGUGGCUAUGGACGUCGCUUGCAGAGCUCUGCAUACUGGAGAGAUCAACGGAGCAAUUGUGGCAGCAUCUAGCCUAAUUCUCAAUCCGGAAUAUGCUUGCGAAGGUGGCACAAUCAGAUAUACGCACUCUCCCACCGGUCGCUGUCAUGUCUUCGAUGCUAAGGCCGACGGCUAUGUGCGAGCGGAGGGCAUGAAUACGGUUAUUUUGAAACGCCUCGAUGACGCACUCCAAGAUGGCGAUCCAAUCCGAGCUGUCAUUCGAGGAAUUGCAAACAACCACAAUGGUCGCACCCCGGGUAUUGCCUCUCCUAGCGGCGACGGCCAGGCCGCAGCCGUGCGACAGGCCUACGCGAAUGCAAACAUCACAGACUUUUCUCAGAUCGGAUACCUUGAAUGCCAUGGAACCGGCACUCUGGUCGGCGAUCCGAUCGAGACUGAGGGUGCUUCCUCGGUCUUUGCGCCAUAUAGACCAGAUGACCGACCCCUGCGGAUAGGAUCGAUCAAGAGUAACAUUGGACAUUCCGAGCCAGCCGCAGGCUUGUCGGGAAUUUUGAAGGCAGUAAUGAUCCUCGAGACUGGGAAGAUUCCAGGCAAUCCGACAUUUCUUACACCAAAUCCCAACAUCGACUUCAAGAAGUUGAAACUAGAAGCCUCACGGCAUGUGACAGACUUUCCCGACAUGCCAUUCCGCCGUGUUGGCGUCAACUGUUUUGGUUUCGGUGGGUCGAAUGCGCACGCGAUCCUUGAGGAACCAAGCGUUGUUCUCCAGGGCUAUAAACCGACAUAUACAUCCUCAUUCCAUAAUAGCUUGGGUGAUGAGGAAGAAGCGACCACCACUCGACCUUAUCUGCUGUGCUUUUCAGCCAAUGAUGAGGCAUCACUCCGUCGCUACAUAAAAAACAUGACCCAGCAUACGGAGGAUGAAAAAGUCAAGCUCAAACUGCGAGACCUUGCCUAUACGCUCGGUACCCGAAGAAGCCAUCUUUUCAAUCGAGCUUAUAUGAUUGCCGAUAGCGCAAGCUUCUCGCAGCCUACCCUCGUCACGUUUGGCAAGAAAAGCGCCCGGCCGCCUCAGGUCGGUUUCGUCUUCACGGGCCAGGGAUCUCAAUGGCCAGAGAUGGGCCGUGAGCUACUUCAGGCAUUUGAGCCUGCGCGUGAGAUGAUUGGGAAUCUUGACAGCGUACUCCAGUGCUUACCCGACCCGCCGAAAUGGACUCUGUUUGAGGAGCUGACCACUGCUCGAGAUGCGGAGCAUGUACGGAAACCUGAAUUCAGCCAGCCGCUUGUGACAGCACUUCAACUCGCUUUGAUUGCGGUUCUUCGUGGUUGGGGAAUUGUGCCGAAUGCUGUUGUCGGCCACUCGUCUGGUGAGAUCGCGGCCGCCUAUGCCGCUGGGUACCUGACAGAGGCGGAGGCUAUCAUCAUCGCGUACCACCGAGGGAACGCAUCUGCGGAUGAGAAGCAGGAUGUCGAUGCACUGGGAAUGUUGGCCGUAGGCAUCGGAGCUGAUGAAAUCGUCCCGUUCAUGGAUGGCUGCGAAAAUGUUCAGAUCGCUUGUUACAAUAGCCCCAAAAGUCUUACGUUGUCUGGCAGUAAAGCAGGACUCGAGGAGGUAAGGUCGCGACUGCUAGAAGCAGGUGUCUUUGCGCGCAUGCUGCAGGUCGAUAUGGCCUAUCAUUCUGCGUACAUGGAAAGUAUUGGAGUAGCCUACGAGAGGCUGUUGGCGAGAGAUCUGCCUCCAACCUUCCACGGCAACAGGGCACUUGACUCAGUGUCCAUGUUUUCGUCGGUUCAUGGCUCGAAGCAAGAGCAGGCACCCGACGUUCAUUACUGGAAGACUAACAUGACAUGCCCCGUUCGAUUCGACGACGCUGUUCGCUGCAUGCUGUCCGAAGAGUCUCCCAUUGACAAACUCAUUGAGAUUGGUCCGAGUGGUACCCUCAAAGGACCUAUUGCACAGAUCACGGGUAGCAUGGGCAGCAAGGUGACGGGUACUGCCUACCUCGCAGCGCUCAAACGAGGUCAAGGCUCGAUCCGCGCGACGCUUGAAGUCGCCGGUGAGCUAUACCUCUCCGGUCUCCCCAUUGACAUGGCACAGGUCAACGAAGAUGCGGAGCCCUCCGCGCCGCGUAUCGUCAUCGACCUGCCCAACUACUGUUGGAACCACUCCUCGAGGUACUGGAAUGAAAGCGCCGCCAGUCGGGAUUGGAGGUUCAAGAAGUUUGUUCAGCACGAUCUGAUCGGCAGCAAGGUCCUCGGCACAUCCUGGCGGGCACCAUUGUUCAAGAAGACGAUGAACUUGACCAACCUGCCGUGGCUGAAGGAUCACCGCAUUGGCUCGAACGUUGUCUUUCCGGGUUCCGGCUACCUCUCCAUGGCUAUUGAAGGAAUUUACCAGUUACAGUCAAUGAACGGCCUAACCUCUGCUGAGACCGCGAGUGAGCUAUGCUAUCACUUACGUAAUGUCCGCUUCGAAAUGGCUCUCACGCUUGAAGAAGGAAUCGAACCAGAUGUAUACUUAUCUCUCAACCCUCUCCCGGGAUCCAAGGAUGUGUGGUACGAAUUCUUAGUGUCAUCCAGCCAUGCUGGCGGUGCCACAAUCAAGCACGCGGGUGGUCAGAUCCGCGUCCAAGACCCUAUUUCCGACGUCGCCUCCAGAAGAGACAUUGCACCUCUCGUAAAUCCUACGGCCGGAGAUCUCUGGACCAAGGCGUUUGCCGAAAUGGGAUUCGAAUACGGCCCGGCAUUCUACCUACUCGAAAAAGUCGAGGCGCACGCGGGCAAGCGUUAUUCUCGUUCUCUGGUGACGCUCUCUGAGCCUUCUGCCGCUGGGAAGGCUCAGUCCCACUAUCCUUACCAUCCUGCAGCUCUUGAUGGCAUCUUUCGAGCGACAGCCCCCGCAUUCUGCGAAGGACUUCGUACACGCCUCAAGGAACCUCUUGUUCCAUCAGCAUUCGACGACCUGAUCAUCAACCCGAACCCGAAUCGCCCGGCCUCGGGAAUGGCUGUCGCAACCAGUGCAUACUCCGGCAGAGGGCGCGAGGAUACUGGAAAGAGCUUUUGGUCUGACGUCUCCAUGUACGACCCUGAUACCGGGGUGCUGCUCAUGCAGUUGAAGAACUUUUCAACCCAUCUUAUCGACCUCGGGGUGGAUCCCAUUGCAUCACAGUGGCUGACCCGCGACGUUUGGAAGCCGGAUGUUACCACUUUGAUGUGUGACGCGCUGUCAAAGCUGAAUGUCCCUCGGGAGGAGUCGGUACCGUAUCUUCUUGAUUUGAUGACUCACAGGAAUCCUGCCUUGGCUAUCUUAGAGAUCAACCUAGGAACAGGAGCUGAAACUAGCACGUGGUUUGAGAGAAAGGGCUCCACUGCUACGGAAUCCUACCGUAAAUACUGCUGCUUGGGAGAGGACAUCGAGGCACUUGACCGAUUUCAAGCUCGCUAUCGGGAAAGGAAGAACGUUUCUUUCUCCGUCUACGACCGAGAAGACGCGGCUCUUGGACUAGACUCUGCAGAGGCUUUUGAUGUUAUCAUUGUUAACUACAGCACUGACCAGGAGAUAGCUUCUCUAUUGAGGACCGCGAACGCUCUCCUCUCACCUGAGGGCCGUAUUUUACUCACGGGGCUAAAAGCUCAAAAUGCGGCGGACCAAUCAGCGCAGAUUGAUGAAAUUGGGUUCUCGCAGGUCUUACCAAUCCCUCAAGCCGACAGCCUGGCAUAUCUAUGUGGUUCAUACCCGGCCGCCAAGAAGAGUGAAAUUUCCAGAUCGCUUCAUGUGUUUCACAUGGAGCCAUCCACAUGUCUGACUCAGGCGAUCCGGGCACAUUUUCACGCGGCCGGCUGGGAUGCAAUCGAGCAUGUCUGCAGCCCUGACAACAUUCCCGAGUCCAGCACUGUCUUGGUCAUUGAUGAGCUUUUUGCCCCAGUCCUGCCUCAGAUCUCAGACCAGCAAUGGCAGUGUCUGCGUGGACUCGUCGGACGAGGCUGUAAGAUCUUAUGGGUCACACACGGAGGACAAAUGCAAGUGACGGAGCCAGACAACGCUAUGAUCACUGGUCUCUUCCGCUCAAUCCGAUCUGAAGAUCCGUCGGCGGUGGUCAUGACGCUGGAUGUCGAGAGCCGGGAUGAUCCUUUUGCACCGAGCGCCAUCGUGCACGCCUUAGCUCAAUUAAGUCGUCAGCAAGCCCGCUGGGUUACAGACUGCGAGUACGCCGAGCGCAAUGGCAUCAUCCAUAUCCACCGCGUUGAACCAUAUAAGCGUCUGGACAAAGCCAUGGAAAAAGAAACCGACACCCCAGUCUUGACUCGGAUCCACGAUCUCGAUUCAACUGUCCAGCUUCGAGCCGAGAGACUAGGCACACUUGACGGACUUACCUUCUGCGAAAUCGCCGAAGCCGCCUUACCAGAUCAUGACGUCGAGAUUGAAGUGCGGGCUAUUGGCCUCAACUUCAAGGACGUGGCCGUCACGAUGGGUAUUGUACCUGAGAACGAGUACCUUCUUGGCUUGGAGGGCGCGGGCAUCGUAAGACGGGUGGGAGCUGGACUGUCCCUGGACCUUGUAGGCAGUCGCAUGGCUUUCAUUAUCAAGGGAUCGUUGGCAAACCGAGUCCAGGUGCCGAUUGGUUACACUCAUGAAAUUCCGGCGUCCAUGUCGUUCGAAGAGGCGGCUAGUAUGCCGGUGGUUUACUCCACGGCAAUCUACUCCCUGUUCAACGUUGGCAAUCUUCAAAAGGGCCAGAGGGUAUUGAUUCACUCGGCAGCCGGAGGCGUGGGUAUCGCUUGCAUCCAGCUUGCGCUCUACACCGAAGCAGAGAUAUUUGUCACGGUCGGCACCGACGAGAAGCGACAGUAUCUGCACGAGACGUUCGGCAUUCCAUUCGACCGCAUGUUCACUUCCCGGAGUACUGCGUUUGCUGCGGAGAUCAUGAAAGUCACGAAUGGCGAGGGUAUCGAUGUUAUUGUGAACUCACUGACGGGCGAGUUGCUCGAUGCUACCUGGCGAAUCUGUGCCGACGGAGGCACGAUGGUCGAAAUCGGCAAGCGGGACAUUGUCGAGCGCAAUUAUCUCUCGAUGGAGCCGUUCGAUCGCGGCUGUUCUUACCGGGCCGUCGAUCUCUCUCAUGCGAAGAUCAUGCGUGAUGGAGUGCAUUUCAAGCUCAUGAAGCGCAUCUUCGAACUCAUCGCCGGAGGACAUAUCACUCCCAUCACACGCAUUACGCCGUUUUCGAUGACCCAGAUCCCCGAGGCAUUCGCCUAUCUCCGGAGCGGCAAGCACAUCGGCAAGAUCGUCAUCAGCGACGGUGCAGCGACAGCAGACGUAGCAGUGCCCGUCCGCCGGUUGCAGCACAACGUGACCAUCACCGACACCUCGGCCUUCCUCAUCGUCGGCGGCCUCAAAGGCCUCUGCGGCAGCUUUGCUAUGCGCCUUGCCUACCGCGGGGUGCGUCACAUCGUGAUCAUGACCCGCAGCGGCUGCCGCGACCCACGCUCGCAGGCCGUGAUCGCGCAAUGCCGCUCACUGGGCUGCGAGAUCUACGACUGCCGCGGGGACGUGGCGCGCAUCGUGGACGUGCGACGGGCCUUCACGCGCGCCCCCUACCCAAUUCAAGGAGUCAUCCACGGCGCAAUGGUCCUCCGCGACCGGCCAUACGAGACGAUGACGGUCCGGGAAUUCCACCAAGCGAUUGAAGCCAAGGUGCACGGCGCAUGGAACCUGCACAGCGUGGCGACCGAGAAACGCCUCCCGCUGGACUUCUUCCUGUGUUUGUCCAGCAUCUCCAGCGUGGUCGGCAGCAAGGGCCAGGCCAACUACGCCGCGGCCAACAGCUUCCUCGACUCCUUCGCCGCGUACCGCCGCUCCCUCGGCGCCCAGUGCCUGACGGUCAACCUCGGCGUGAUCGAGGACGUGGGCGUCAUCGCCGAGUCAGACGCCCUCUCGCAGCGCUACCAGCGCUCCAUCGAGACCACCGCCAUCCCCGAGAGCGCCCUGCACGCGAUCCUCGAUGCGGCACUGUGCUGCCAGGCCAGCAUCACUACCGACCCCAAAAACCCACCGAUCGCGCAGAUGAUCACCGGCCUCGCCCUCCCGCAAGACCCCGAGCAGUCUAUGCUGCGCUUCGAUCCGCGGUUCCGCACGCUCUUCGCCGUCAACGGCGCCGAGUCAUCCUCUACCGCGGGUGGAUCCGAGAGUAAGACCGACCCCCUUGCGCGCGCGGUGCAGCAAUUCCACAGACUGGUCCAGGUAGACAAAGAGACGGAGCCCGACGAGCAGCUCGUGCAGAAGACCUGUCUGGAGAUCCUGGGCACGCGGCUGGCGCAGAUGCUGCGGUGGGACGACUCGCAGCAGGUGGAGCCGGGGCAACCCCUGUCGGUGUACGGAUUGGACUCGCUGGCGGCGGUGGAGUUGCGCAACUGGAUCAAGGCGGAAAUGGGGGCGAACGUCAGUACGUUGGAUAUUGUGAACGCGGAUAGCUUAGUGAUGUUAGGGGGCAGAGUGGUGGCUAAGUUGCGGGCUGAGCGGGAGAGGGGGGUGGAUCGAUAG
This is a messenger RNA of Aspergillus fijiensis CBS 313.89, 7134 nucleotides long. RefSeq names its product type I polyketide synthase. The record is from RefSeq and is a predicted model, not a curated record. Gene Ontology annotation, biological process: secondary metabolite biosynthetic process; fatty acid biosynthetic process. Gene Ontology annotation, molecular function: phosphopantetheine binding; oxidoreductase activity; 3-oxoacyl-[acyl-carrier-protein] synthase activity. Bases 1 to 7134 code for a protein of 2377 amino acids. NCBI's taxonomy places the organism in Eukaryota, Fungi, Ascomycota, Eurotiomycetes, Eurotiales, Aspergillaceae. The transcript has 7 exons.